AGUGGUCUCCUAUAAAGAGCAAACCGCAUGGCAAGUUCGUCAAACGCUGAUCAGGGUCCUGGAAUUUACACACAGAGAUUAUUAACAUCGACAACGUCGAAUCGAGCGAGGUCACAAGUUUACAAUCUGCGGGAGAUUAUUUUGCCGAGAAAUUGAGAGAUCGUGAAGCUAGGAGGCGAAUUGCGAAGUUGAGCUCGGUUGCUCUGGUUAAGAGGGAAGUGCGGGACGAAAAUUUGGAGGCCGCAAGAUGUUUUUCUGCUUUAUCUGCGAUCAGAAGCGUCGAGUGAAGAGUGCAAAGCCUGCAAAUGGGCUUUGUGGAAAUUGUGGUGGCGGAGCUAGCGAUGUCAAAGUGAAGGACACUUGUAGGUUUUGCUUCAUCCCUCUGUGCUGGAGAACUCAUCAUACCAUCAUGUGCAGACAGUGCGGAGCUCGACUUCGAUCUCAUUAGUGUGGCACUACUUCCUCGUUGGAUGUAGUUUGUGAUUUUAUUGUACAGGGCAGUGAAACUUUCAAUUGUUUUCAAUUUAUCUCAAGCAGCUUGAUAGUCACCCUGAUUGGGAAUUUCUAUGCGACCAACUUCUUUUUAUUAAGUUGGAGCUAUUCUUGAAGGGGAUAAACCCCUUGUCUUCAUCUGUUGAGGACGCGAGCCCUGAACGUGGGCAAAGAACCUCAGUAGUGUGGGCGCGAGUGUAAUCAUUCUCUUCAUUACGAACGGCCAGCGUGCGAGUGAUUGCUUAAUUAGCUCUCUGAACGCCGGUUACAGAGGAGUGCUAAAAUGGAAGGAUUGGCGGAAGCAUGGGAGAUGACUGCACAUCUGAAUUCUGCAGAGGAAAGCUUUAUGACAGUAAACAGAUGAAAUUUGGCACGUCAAUAAAUUGCCAGUACCCACACCUAGGAAGCGGAGACUGAGCAAAUGAAGGAGACUCUAUACUGCGAUUGGGAGGAGAAGAAGCAGAACCCUGCGAUUGUUCCCAUUAUCAUUAUGAGCUGGCAAUUUCAUUAGAGGGCCAAGAAUUAUCAACAUUUAUCUGGUUAUAGUGCGUAGGCCAGCUGUUUCUCAUUUUGGAUCAACAUCAGACCUCUCAUCUCUUUAGCAAGACUCGUGGAUUUCUGAAAUUCUCGUGUGUAAGUUCAAAGUUCGGUUGAUUGGAAAUAUCAUAAGAGUAUAUUUUUAACA
Messenger RNA from Marchantia polymorpha subsp. ruderalis, 1177 nucleotides. The record is from the annotation of a GenBank genome assembly. NCBI's taxonomy places the organism in Eukaryota, Viridiplantae, Streptophyta, Marchantiopsida, Marchantiales, Marchantiaceae.